AUGUUUGGCAGUUUUGUUCUCGCGGGGGUACUCGUCCAGAUUGCAUGGGCAGAAAAAGUAGCAGAGCGCGCGGCUCAAUGCGCAGAUAACACUAAUUGCGCAGCAGAAGCAUGCAACGUUCUGAUUGAUGGUAAAUUGUAUUGCUCUAAAUGCAAGACAGAGCUCGUUGGUCACGCUCCUGUCAACGGGGUAUGCGCAGAUGUGUCGUCAAGCAAGGAAAUAUGUAAAAUAAACGCAGAAGGAAAAUGUACUGAAUGCGCUGGGCAAUCCUUCAUGUACAAAGGCGGCUGCUACCAAACGAGUCAAGCACCUGGCAGUAGCAUGUGUCAAGCGGCAGAUGCUGGUAAAUGCACGACAGCUCCCGAAUCGAAGGCUUACUUUGUAGUUCCAGAAGUAGAUAGGAAGCCAACCGGACAGACCGUUGUUUCGUGCGGAGACGCGACGGGCGUGACGCUUGCUGACAAGACGUACAAAGGCGUGGAUGGGUGCACGAAGUGCGAGGCACCUGCGCCAGCCGAUGCCAGCGGGGCUAAGGCGGCGACGUGUACUGCGUGCCAGGCGGAUAAGUAUCUGAAGACAACUACGGACUCAGCCACCUCCUGCGUAACAGAAAAAGAGUGCACGGAUGCCGCAGGCUUCUUCGUCGAUACAACGGGCGGUAAAAAAUGCAGCAAGUGCGAUCCUGGUUGCAAGACCUGUAAGACCGAGGCUGCGAAGUGCACCUCUUGCAAGGACGACAAGCCGUACCUGAAGAAGGAUGCCGGUGACACUGGCACGUGCGUCACUGAAGCUGAUUGCAAGAAUGGAAACACCCACUACGCCGACGACACUGAGCCGAAGACGUGCAAGACGUGCGCCGAGGGGACCUCCGACGGGUGUGCGACGUGCGAGAAGAGCGCCGAUGGAGCAGUCGCCUGCAAGACGUGCGGAAACCAGAAGAAGGUCCAGCCAAACAAGAAGGGGUGCAUAGCAAAGUGCCCGGAGACGGUGAGUGCCGAGAAGGAUGGCGUUUGUGAGUGCGUUGAGGGCUACGUUCCCGACAACGCGGGCACCGGGUGCACGAAGAAAUCCGACCCCCAGUGCAACACCCCCGGCUGCAAGACGUGCAGUGAGCCGAAGACAAGCAAGGAGGUGUGCACAGAGUGCGAAGACGCUAAGGCCCUCACGCCCACGGGCCAGUGCAUCGAUAACUGCGGAGAUCUGGGAGGCUACUACGCGGGCACCAACGAGGGGGGCAAGAAGGCCUGCAAGAAGUGCGAGGUCGAGAACUGCCUCCUGUGCAAUGGGCAGGGACAGUGCGAGACCUGCAAGGACGGGUACUACAAGAGCGGAGCCGCCUGUGCCAAGUGCGAUACCUCGUGUAAGACGUGCGCGAACGGGAACUCCAACGGGUGCACGAGCUGCGAGUCUAGCAAGGCCCUCAGCUACGAAGGAGAGGGCACGGGGACGUGCAAACCAGGAUGCGAGCCAAAUGCUAACAACUGCGAGAAGUGCGAGCUGACAGUCGAUGGCACGGCCUACUGCUCCAAGUGCAAGGACGCCAGCCAGUUCCCGCAGAACGGAGUCUGCUCGGCGGCGGCCGGAAAGGCUAUUACGUGCACUACUCAAAGAGAUGGUGUCUGCAACAAAUGCGCCAACGGAUUCCUUCGUAUGAACGGGGGCUGCUAUGAGACGACCAAGUUCCCCGGAAAGAGCGUCUGCAAAGAGGUACUGCAGAAUGGGGAUACCUGUCAGACUCUGGCCGACGGAUACAAGCUGGAUAACGGUGCGCUCACCACUUGCUCGGCCGGAUGUAAAACGUGCACUAGUAACACCGUGUGUACUGAAUGCAUGUAUGGGUAUGCAAAGACUAAUAAUGAGUGCAAAGUAUGCACCACUGGCUGUGCUACGUGUGCAGGAUCCACCUCAAAUUGCGACAUUUGCAGCACUGGGUACUACAAAUCUGGGAGUACCUGUGUGUCUUGCACAGCAAAUACCGCUGAUGGCACCAUCACCGGCGUCGCCAACUGCGCCAACUGCGCUCCUCCACUUAACGAUAAAGGGUCUGUCCUCUGCUACCUCGUACAGAGUGGCGAGAACACCAACAAGAGCGGUCUCAGCGCGGGCGCUAUCGCGGGUAUCUCCGUCGCAGUCAUCAUUGUUGUCGGCGGUCUUGUUGGGUUCCUCUGCUGGUGGUUUAUGUGCAGAGGCAAGGCGUAG
Giardia duodenalis is the source of this 2199-nucleotide messenger RNA. Its product is annotated as VSP. The record is from RefSeq and is a predicted model, not a curated record. The transcript has a single exon. The coding region runs from base 1 to 2199 and encodes 732 amino acids. Lineage: Eukaryota; Fornicata; Diplomonadida; Hexamitidae.